AUGGCGCAAGUGAUUCGACCACUACAGGUGGACCCUCAGCCGCGUUACGCGACCCCUGUGCGCUAUGCCACCCCCAGCCGUUCCGCCUGCCGCCAUGCCACCCCUGGACGGGUGAGUCCCCAGCUGCCGAUGCCGUGUGGUUGGGCCGGGUGGGCACCGCCGCCACCGCCACUGCAACCUGGAUGGGUGGCGGUGCCAGUGGCCUACAGCCAAGUGCAGCCGCAAGUGCAAAGUCCGGCAGAGUUGGCAGUUGGGGUCACCGUGCGCAUUGGCAGCGUCCAGUGUGUGAUUUCGGAGCCCCUGGGCAUGGGAUCGUUCGGUGUGGUCUGGGCGGCACGCUGCGAUGGCAAGUCCAAGGAGGUGGCCGUAAAAGAGAUGAUUUGCAGCAACCAGACGGAGCUCCACCGCGCGGAGUACGAGAUCAGCCUCCUGAAGACGUCACUUGGGUCUGGGUGA
Messenger RNA from Cladocopium goreaui, 456 nucleotides. The record is from the annotation of a GenBank genome assembly. Lineage: Eukaryota; Dinophyceae; Suessiales; Symbiodiniaceae.